Morone saxatilis (striped sea-bass) is the source of this 1450-nucleotide messenger RNA. It is a transcript of the gene peli3, whose product is annotated as pellino E3 ubiquitin protein ligase family member 3. Gene Ontology annotation, molecular function: protein binding; ubiquitin protein ligase activity. The record is from RefSeq and is a predicted model, not a curated record. Gene Ontology annotation, biological process: regulation of Toll signaling pathway; protein K63-linked ubiquitination. Lineage: Eukaryota; Metazoa; Chordata; Actinopteri; Moronidae.
CAGCGAGCCCCAGUUGUGGCCGGUGGGCAUGGUUUUGGAGGGUAGCUCAGAGGCGCUGUGUCCCCCCCCAUCUCUGGAGCUGCGCCCAUCCUGCAACAAGAGCCAGCCCUCGCCUCCUCUGGGCUCAAGCUCGCAACCCCACGACGGUGUCUUCCCUGAGGACAAGGAGCCCGUCAAGUACGGCGAGCUCAUCGUCUUAGGGCACAAUGGGUCACUGGCCAAUGGGGACAAGGGUCGCAGGAGAAGUCGCUUGGCCCUCUAUAAGAGACCUAAAGCCAACGGUGUCAAACCUGAUGUUAUCCACAAUGUUUCAACCCCACUGGUGUCAAAGGCACUCAGCAACAAAAGCCAGCACAGCAUCUCCUACACACUGUCACGGAGCCACUCUGUCAUUGUGGAGUACACCCAUGACACCAACACAGACAUGUUUCAGAUUGGCCGGUCCACAGAGAGCAUGAUCGACUUUGUGGUGACGGACACGGCGGGAAGCGGAGGCAGUCAGGGUGGUGGCGCAGCAGGGGAGGGCGGCGGUGGCGGAGGCCAGUCGGCCCAGAGCACCAUCUCCCGGUACGCCUGCCGCAUCAUGUGCGAACGCAGUGCUCCCUACACGGCCCGAAUCUACGCCGCCGGCUUCGACUCCUCCAAGAACAUCUUCCUAGGGGUUGAAAAUGAAUCAAACACCCUCCAAGAUGGCUCUCUGAUUGAUCUGUGCGGGGCUACCCUGCUGUGGAGGACCCCCGCUGGACUGCGCCACACCCCCACCCUCAAACAGCUGGAGUCUCUUCGCCAGGAGCUGAAUGCCGCCCGGCCCCAGUGUCCCGUUGGCUUCAACACCCUGGCCUUCCCCAGUCUGGCCCAGCGCGAGAUCGUCGACAAGAAGCAGCCCUGGGUGUACGUCAAUUGCGGCCACGUACACGGUUACCACAACUGGGGCUACCGCAAGGACAAGGGUCCCGCCGGCCCAGGGGGCACAGCCCCAGCCAGCACUGGGGAGAGGGAGUGCCCUAUGUGCCGGCGAGUGGGCCCCUACGUGCCACUGUGGCUGGGCUGUGAGGGAGGAUUGUACCUGGAUGCCGGGCCGCCCACUCAUGCUUUCUGCCCCUGCGGCCAUGUAUGCUCAGAAAAGACAGUGGUGGGGUGGAGCCAGAUCCCGUUACCCCAUGGCACCCAUGCCUUCCACGCUGCCUGCCCUUUCUGUGGUACCUGGUUGACAGGGGAGCAGGGCCACAUCAAACUCAUCUUCCAGGGCCCUGUUGACUGAAGCUCAGACCUGAACUGAUGGCAGACUGGACAGAGGUGGGCACGCUGAGUAAAGACUGUGUGCUGGAACAAAAAUCUGGACACUCAAGUGUGGGAUGAAAGAGAAAGCACUGAUGACAAGAACAAGAAAGGGACUGCUGACAUGAUGCAAUAGUAGACUGCAAGGCUUCAAAUGGAAUAUGAGGUGUAU